UAAUAAUAAUAAGAAGAAGUAAUAUUAGUUAUUACUUAUUAGUAUUUACUAUUUAGUACUAACUAAUAACUAUUAACUAUUAUAAUAACUAUUAGAUAGGUAAAAAGGAAAACCUCGAGUUCGCCGUCGCGAAACAUUCAGUAAUUCGGUCAGACGACGACGAUUGCUGCACGUCAUGAAAAAUGACUUGUUUGACAUGUUUUUGUUCCUUUUCAAGUCCAAAUAUCGACGAAAACGGAUUGUCCCAACAAUGACGACUACGACUGUUACCAAUUUUGCUCUGUUACUGGUACUCGUUUUUGGUAUGGUAUCUGUGGCACAAUGUUCACUGGACCGGUGUAAAGACGUCGAGUGUGGCAAUGGCAUCUGUCUUAAUGGAACGUGCCUGUGCCAUGAUGGAUGGCAAGGUCCGCAGUGCCAGUAUUGCGGUGGAAAAGUCAAGUUAAAUGGAACUUCUGGCUUCAUUUCUGAUGGUAUUGGUAACUACUCACUGGAUGUGAAGUGUAGUUGGCUUAUAGAAGCUGGAAAUUCCACUAAUUCCACAAUCAGAUUGCAUUUUGAAGAAUUCAUUACUGAAUGUGGUUGGGAUCAUUUAUAUAUAUAUGAUGGUGACAGUGUUCACUCUCCAUUACUUGGUGUUUACAGUGGUCUUAUGUACUCAAAAGAUUAUUCUCUGCAGAGUGUACCAGAAAUAGUUGCUCAUUCCGGAUUUGCACUAUUACAUUUCUAUAGCGAUAUUGCUUAUAAUUUAUCCGGUUUUAAUAUUUCUUACAGUUUGAACACAUGUCCAAGCACAACUUCCUCUAAAGAAUGUUCAGGACAUGGUGUUUGUGUAGACUCUGUAUGCACUUGUGAUGCCCAAUUUAUUGGUGAAGCUUGUCACAUUCCAAUUUGUCCAAAUAAGUGCACAGCCAGCAAUGGUAUAUGUGAUAAGGAACAACAUCGCUGCGUCUGUAAUCCAAAGUAUAAAGGUGACGACUGCAGCCAAGUAGCUGAACAUGGUUACUGGGAAGUAUUAAAGACAAGUGAUUUUGUUCCUCAAGGAUCUGCUUCUCAUACAGCAGUUGUAUGGCAAGAUUCUAUGUAUAUUGUUGGGGGAGAGUCUUUUAAAAAAGGACAUAUGUUAUAUGUUUAUGAUUUCAAUGGUCAUGUAUGGGAAACUCCUCAUGUAAUAAGCAAAACAGCACCAACAAUACGAUAUGGACAUUCGUCUGUGCUGUUUGGUGACAAGAUAUAUGUUUUUGGAGGAGUAAAAGAAGAUGGUAUUGUGUGUAAUGAACUAUGGGCUUAUGAUAUAAGUGCAAAGUCCUGGGAAAAUGUUACAGUCAAUACUGGUUUUUGUGAACGUAACCUUAUGAACAUUGGUUUCACAAAUCAAGCUUUGUGUGGACCAUUGCGUAGUGCUGGACAUACAGCGACACUGGUGCCACCUUCGUUUAUAUCACAAUCUACUUCGUCUGGGUCUGGUUCUAAAUAUGUAACAGAACGAAUGAUUAUUAUUUUUGGACAUUCUCCUACUUAUGGUUUUAUGAAUUUUGUUCAAGAAUAUUAUUUUGGUACUAGAGAAUGGGCUGUUGUAAAGACUAAAGGUUAUCCAGUAAAAGGUGGAUAUGGUCACAGUGCUGUUUGGGAUUCUGUGACAGAACGUAUUCUUGUUUAUGGUGGCUAUGUUUCAAUGAGCCCUCUUCAAUCGGCUUUAUCUUCAAAACUUUAUGCAUAUGAUCCUUACUCGCAUACCUGGUAUUUAAUGAGUGAUGGUCCUAGUGGUAGGUUCUUGCAUAGUGGUUCUAUGUUGAGUCCUACUGGAGGUUUAAUGUUGAUAUAUGGUGGAAACAUACAUAACGAUACUGGAGUAAAUUUGGUUUCAUCUGGUGGUCAGUGUUAUACUGCACAACCAUUACUUUAUGAUACCUAUUGUGACUCUUGGACACAAAUGGCAUUGCCUUCAAAUUUAUUCACCAGUCUCAUGCGAUUUGGACAUUCUGCAAUAACAUUUGAAAAAUCUAUGUAUAUUUAUGGUGGUUUCAACGGCCAAAUGCUCAAUGAUAUUCUCAAAUUUUCUCCUGGAAAUUGUUCAUCAAAUAAUAUGAUAACUAAUUGCUUGAAUAGUCGUCAUUUUGGUGUUAAAUGUGUGUGGGAUAACGAAAAAGCCAUUUGUUUACCAUUUUCAGAAAUCCCAGCCAUGCCACCCAGCAUAGAUUUUGAAUCAACUUACAGCCGUUGUCCGGAAGAGAGUAAGUCCCAAGUUACUGGAAUUAUUGAUCAGUGCAAGCGGCAAAUUACAUGUGAAUCAUGCGUUCAUACUCACCGUUGUGGCUGGUGUCCACUGUCAAAUUCUUGUGUUCAUGAUAUAGAGCAAUGUACUACAAUGAAUAGAGAUGAUAUUCCAUAUCGUAGUGAACGUCCAAUAACAUCUGGUUAUCAAUGUACUAAUGAAAAUACUGACCAUAUGCGUUGUAACCAUCUUCACUCUUGUCAAUAUUGUGUUACUCAUUCUGGAUGUCAUUGGAAUUCCAAGAUUGAAGUUCCUAUAUGUGUACCAAUCACAAACAAAUCCAUGAUCCAAGAUUUCACUUCACCAGAUGUAUGUGAAAGUGUUUGUGACCAUUAUACUGAGUGUACUAAUUGUACAAAAGAUGAAUGUAUUUGGUGUCAGAAUAAUGAACGAUGUAUUGAUAAAAAUGCAUACACGUCUUCAUUUCCGUACGGUCAGUGCAGAGAAUGGACAACAGAUGAACACCGUUGUAGAACUUCACCAGGUAAUUCACAGUGCAAUUACUAUAGGACUUGCAUUGACUGUCGAGAUGAUCCAGAGUGUGGUUGGUGUGAUGAUGGAUCGGGUACUGGUUUAGGUUCAUGCAUGGCAGGUGGCAAUACGCCACCCCAAUCUUGUGCUCAAAAUAAAUGGUAUUUCACUCAUUGCCCAACUUGUCAGUGCAAUGGCCACAGCACUUGCAUGAACAAUACUGACGUGUGUAUACAUCCAUGUUCAAAUAACACCGAAGGUCAAAAUUGUGAGACAUGUAUUAAAGGAUUCUAUGGGAACCCAGUUAAUGGUGGUGAAUGUAAAGAAUGUCGUUGUAACAAUCAAGGUAACCAUUGUAACCAAGAAAAUGGAAAAUGCUAUUGUACUACAAAAGGAAUAAUUGGAGAUAAUUGUGAAAAAUGUGAUACAAACAACCAUUAUCUUGGAGACCCAUCUAAUCAUGGUUCCUGUUUUUACGAUCUGACCAUUGAUUAUCAAUUUACAUUCAACCUGUCUAAAAAAGAUGAUCUGAGAUUCACACAAAUCAAUUUUCAAAAUUCUCCUUCUAAGUCUGAUGUGGACGCUGACUUUAGCAUCACCUGUUCGGUGAUGGCCAAGAUGAACAUCACUGUCAAACCUGCAUCUGGACCAGAAAAGAUGCUACUACCGUUACAGAACUGCACAAACUUCAGGACUAAGUUUUUAAAAUCCGAGUAUAUGUUUGGCACCGGCGAUAACAUGUCACUGACAACAUUCUAUGUUUACGUUUAUGAUUUCAAACCUCCGCUUUGGAUACAGAUAUCAUUUUCUCAGUAUCCAAAAUUAAAUCUUCAACAGUUUUUUAUCACGUUUUCUUCGUGUUUUUUACUUUUGCUGUUGGUUGCUGCCAUAUUGUGGAAGCUCAAACAGAAAUAUGACAUGUACCGCAGGAGACAGAGAAUGUUUGUGGAAAUGGAACAGAUGGCCAGUAGACCGUUUUCAGUAGUCGAGGUGGAAAUAGAAAAACGCAACGCCAUUCAUGGUAACCAGAUACCAACCAUUUCCGUAUCGAGCAAUUUGAGAAAACGCAAAAUCGACGUACCGAAUCCAGUGGCCUUGGAACCCUGCGCCGGAAAUCGAGCAGCCGUAUUGACGUUGCUCGUCAGACAGCCUACAGGCAAUGAUAGAUUCACACCACACGGAUAUUCAGGUCUGGCGAUAGCGUCUGCUCUGGUUGUGGUGGGUAACGUCCAACAUUCCAAGACCAAUGGAAUCGACAACGGCAGUUCUCCGCUGCCGGGAAAAGAAGACGUCCGCUGGACUGGUAGGGGUUUGAAAGCCAGCCAGCAUCCAAGCGAAGCGCGAAUUUAA
Messenger RNA from Rhopalosiphum maidis (corn leaf aphid), 4096 nucleotides. RefSeq names its product attractin-like protein 1 (gene dsd). The record is from RefSeq and is a predicted model, not a curated record. Gene Ontology annotation, molecular function: protein binding. Lineage: Eukaryota; Metazoa; Arthropoda; Insecta; Hemiptera; Aphididae. Gene Ontology annotation, cellular component: Golgi apparatus.